Messenger RNA from Octodon degus (degu), 2868 nucleotides. RefSeq names its product zinc finger protein 14-like. The coding region runs from base 134 to 2425 and encodes 763 amino acids. Gene Ontology annotation, cellular component: nucleus. Gene Ontology annotation, biological process: regulation of transcription by RNA polymerase II. Gene Ontology annotation, molecular function: RNA polymerase II transcription regulatory region sequence-specific DNA binding; DNA-binding transcription factor activity, RNA polymerase II-specific. Lineage: Eukaryota; Metazoa; Chordata; Mammalia; Rodentia; Octodontidae. The record is from RefSeq and is a predicted model, not a curated record. The transcript is spliced from 4 exons.
UUCCCCGGGCGCCAAAGCCCAGAUUCUGACUAGAGUGCUGAGAGCUUCUCUGGCUGGGUACCCAGGCUGGCUUUAACGAUUUCUACUAACCGCAGACUGUUUGGGAAGCACCGGGAGACCCUCCAGCCACGCAAUGAAAGCAGUGACAUUUGAGGAUGUGGCUGUGAUCUUCACCAUGGAGGAGUGGGCUUUGCUGGAUCCAUCCCAAAAGGAGCUCUUCAGAGAUGUGAUGUGGGAAAACUUUAGGAAUGUGACUGCUAUAGGAGGAAGCUGGGGUGACCAACAAAUUGAAGAUGAAGACAGAAUUUUCCAGAAAAACCUAAGAAAAUCAUACAUAUAUAACCACAGUUGGAAAUCCUUAAAUAGUAGCACUUCAUUUGGUAAACAUGAAAGAAGUCACACUGGGGAAAAACUCUGUGUAUGUAAACAAUGCGGGAAAUCUUUCCAAACACAGAGACAUCGUCAAAGACAUGAACGAAUUCACACUAUGGAGAAACCCUAUGUAUGCAAGCAAUGUGGGAAGGCUUUCAGAACACACAGUUACUGUCUAAUACAUGAAAGGAACCACAGUGGGGGGAAACAUUAUGUAUGUAAACAAUGUGGGAAAGGUUUCAGUACUCUCAGUAUAUGUAAAAGUCAUGAAAGGACUCAUAGUCGGGGAAGACCCUAUGUCUGUAAACAAUGUGGGAAAGCUUUCACUAGACUCAAUUACUGUAAAAUACAUGAAAGGAUUCACACUGGGGAGAAACCUUAUGUGUGUAAACACUGUGGGAAAGCUUUCAGGACACACAGUUAUUGUCAAACACAUGAAAGUAUUCACACUGGGGAGAAACCUUAUAUAUGUAAACAGUGUGGCAAAGCUUUCAGCACACGCACUUAUUGUGUAAGGCAUGAAAGGACCCACACUGGAGAGAAACCUUAUGUAUGUAAGCAAUGUGGGAAAGCCUUCACUACCCACAGUUAUUGUCAAACACAUGAAAUGACUCACAGUGGGGAAAAGCCCUAUGUAUGUAAGCAGUGUGGGAAAGCCUUCACUAGGCACAGUGAAUGUAAAAGACAUGAAAGGACUCACACUGAGGAGAAACCUCAUGUAUGUAAGCACUGUGGAAAAGGUUUCAUGACACCCAGUCAUUGUAAAACACAUGAAAUGACUCACACUGGGGAGAAACCUUAUGUAUGCAAGCAGUGUGGGAAAGCUUUUAGAACACACAGUUAUUGUCUAAUACAUGAAAGUACCCAUACUGGGGAGAAACCCUAUGUAUGUAAGCAAUGUGGGAAAGCUUUUGGUACAUAUCAUACACGUAAAACUCAUGAAAGGACUCACAGUGGGGGAAAAUCUUACGUAUGUAAGCAAUGUGGGAAAGGUUUCAGCACACACAGUUAUUGUAAAAUACAUGAAAGAAUUCACACUGGGGAGAAACCCUAUGUAUGUAAAUAUUGUGGAAAAAGCUUCAGUGCUCGCAUCUAUUGUCAAAGACAUGAAAGAACCCACACUGGGGAGAAACCUUAUGUAUGUAAGCAAUGUGGGAAAGGUUUUGUGACACCCAGUCAUUGUAAAACACAUGAAAUGACUCACACUGAAGAGAAACCUUAUGUAUGUAAGCAGUGUGGGAAAACUUUCAGAACACACAGUUAUUGUCUAAUACAUGAAAGUACCCACAAUGGGGAGAAACCUUAUUCAUGUAAGCAAUGUGGGCGAGGUUUCAGCAAACACAGUGUAUGCAAAAGUCAUGAAAGAACUCACACUGGGGAGAAACCCUAUGUAUGCAAGCAGUGUGGGAAAGCUUUUGCCAGAAACAGUCAUUGUCAAGAACAUGAAAGGACUCACACUGGAGAGAAACGCUAUGUAUGUAAAUACUGUGGGAAAGGUUUUAGCACUCGCAUCUAUUGUCAGAGACAUGAAGGCACCCACACUGGGGAGAAACCUUAUGUGUGUAAGCACUGUGGGAAAGGUUUCAUGACACCCAGUCAUUGUAAAUCACAUGAAAUGACUCAUACUGGGGAGAAACCUUAUGUAUGUAAGCAGUGUGGGAAAGUUUUCAGCAAACACAGUAUAUGUAAAAGUCAUGAAAGGACUCACAGUGGAGAAAAACCCUAUGUAUGUAAGCAGUGUGGGAAAGCUUUUGCCAGAAACAGUCAUUGUCAAGAACAUGAAAGGACUCACACUGGGGAGAAACACUAUGUAUGUAAAUAUUGUGGGAAAGGUUUCAGCACUCACAUCUAUUGUCAAAGACACGAAAGGGCCCACACUGGGGACAAACCUUAUGUUUGUAAGCACUGUGGAAAAGGUUUCAUGACACCCAGUCAUUGUAAAACACAUGAAAUGACUCACAGCAAAGAGAAACCUUAUGUAUGUAAGCAGUGUGGCAAGGCUUUCAGAACACAAAGUUAUUGUCGAACACAUGAAAGGACUCACACUGGGUAGAAACCUGAUGUAUGUAAGUAAUGUGGGAAAACUCAGCAGCACAGUAACUGUCAAAUAUAUGGAAGGACUCACAGUGGGGUGAAACCCUGUGCAUUUAAGUAAUGUGAGAAAGCUUUUGGCACACAUAGCAAUUGCCAAAACCAUGAAAGGAAUCACACAGUGUUAAACCCUGUGUAUGUUAACAAUAUGGAAAAGCAUUCAGUUACUCUAGUAAUUGUAGGCAUUUGAAAACUUAAGAAAGUUUCAAACAUAUAAAGUGACAGUGACAUGAAAGGACAGUACAGAGAAGCCCUUUCUGUGUAUGCAAUAUAAGAAAAUCAGCACACAGGUAAUAUUACAUACCUGAAGGAAAUCAUAGCAUAGAGACUCUGAACAUCCAUGAAUAAUGUGGGAAAUGUUUUAUCUUUCUUGGUAUUCCAGUUUAUGAAAGAAUUCAUAUGCGA